CCUCUGCGGCAAAUGCACACCCGCCGGACGGAGCAUCCUGACGGAGGUUUCGUUUACCGCGUACCCGUAACGAAAUCGGAAGAUCGUGCGAAAUGUUUCCAUGUGCUGAAAACAAUUUCACCAGUAGCAGCAGGAUUGCCAACAACAGCAGCAUAAUGAAGUUCUACCUUUUCCUCGCCAUUAUCGUGUGCGAAUCGUGCAAUUAUUUUUCUCACGCCGAAUAUGAUUCUCUAGUCGAGUUGGCAAACGGUCCGGACCUUGGAUCACUUACCGGUGGCCAUCGACUAACCCUGGAAGACUCAUCCGAGACGAAUGGUGGCGAGUGGGCACCGUUCUACCCAUGGAGUGCAGCCGUUAAGCGUAGCGCCAAGUCAGACAUCCAGACGCGUCGUCGCAGUGCACUCGAUAAGAACUUUAUGCGCUUCGGACGAUCGGACAAGGACAUGCUGCGACAGGCGCGUGCCAAUCUGAUGCGCUUCGGUCGACCGGAUCGUAACUUCUUGCGGUUCGGACGGGACCCGUACGCAGCGCUACUGCACGACGAUGAGCUCAGCAAAGAGUAUGCCACCUCAACGGAACAGCUUGAACCUUCCAACCAAGCGCCAGGCGACGAACCCGCGGCUACGAAGCGUAACGGUGGGCUUGGUGCGUCGGAAGAAAUGUUAAGCACCGGCCUGUCAGAAUCGGGCGAACAGAUUAAACCGAAACAAAUCCUGUACAUCCGCCGUGACUCGCCGAAGAAUCUGAUGCGCUUCGGUAAGCGACGUUCGACCGGGUCCGGCUAUCUGCGGUUCGGUCGGGCCGGAAACUUGAUGCGAUUCGGGCGAGCAAGCGACGAACCCUCGGUUGCACUAUUGGCUGCCAGCUCGCAGUUCGGACGGACGGCCCGUGCCGGACCGAAUCUGAUGCGAUUCGGACGGGCCGGUAACCUGAUGCGCUUUGGGCGGGCUGACACGAAUGGCAACGGAACACGAACACGAACCGAAGAGUUGAACGGUACCAGUGCUGGCCAGGCACCGGAUACGCUUCCGCCCAAUCUACUGGAGCUGUUUGAGAAGGAACCGGACCGGAUGUUGCUGGAUGCGUUGGAAGCCGCCCAAGAAGCGGACGAGCGUCUUCCGCUGUAUAUAGUGGAAAAGAAGUAGUGCGUAAUGGCUAGGGCGAGCAGUUCUUCCAAAGAGGAUCG
This is a messenger RNA of Anopheles maculipalpis, 1186 nucleotides long. RefSeq names its product FMRF-amide neuropeptides (gene FMRFa). The record is from RefSeq and is a predicted model, not a curated record. Gene Ontology annotation, biological process: neuropeptide signaling pathway. Lineage: Eukaryota; Metazoa; Arthropoda; Insecta; Diptera; Culicidae. The transcript is spliced from 2 exons. The coding region runs from base 93 to 1145 and encodes 350 amino acids.